This is a messenger RNA of Acaulospora morrowiae, 554 nucleotides long. The record is from the annotation of a GenBank genome assembly. Lineage: Eukaryota; Fungi; Glomeromycota; Glomeromycetes; Diversisporales; Acaulosporaceae.
AUGGCGACCUUGACUCCACUCCCUACAUCUUCACAAGAGUAUACUCAACUUCACAACGAAUUUAUUUACGGAAUGAAUAGCCAUUCAUAUCAAACCAAUCAAAACAUUAUUUCAAUUUUGAAAAUUCAGAUGCCAAAUCACAUUGUUAAAAAACAUGAAGAUUACAAAGGGCAAUACAGUGUUCAAAAAGUGUAUCAUGGCACGAAGCAGCGUUGUAAUGUUAAGACGACCGUUAUCACCAACAAAUUAUGUUCAGAUCAGUAUUGUGGUGUAUGUGGGAUCCUUCGAAUAGGUCCUCGAAUACCCUCCAUGAGAGACAAUGGCAUGAUCUGGUUUGGAUGUGUUUCUUACAUUUCCCAUGAUUAUACCGUACUUCACGGAGAUUGUCGCGCAAUGUUCGUAAUGGAUGUUGUACGCGCUACCACGCAAGAUGGUUCCGUAGUUACAAUAAAUUCCGCAGAGGUUUUUGCAGAAACACCAAAACAACGCUGGAAUAUUUCCGGAAAUAAUAAAGCCAUGUUGUACCUGGACGAGGAUUUAAGGUUGAUUUCCAC